UUUUUUUAGUUCUAACUUCUAUUUGAAUAAAUUUUAGUUAACUUAUUAGUUACAGCUCCUAGUAUCUUCUAUAGGCUAUAACUGGUUUCAACGGCGGCGAAAAUCGGUACAACUCCUAGCCGGCGUUUCACAUAAUUUCUUCAUCGGAAAACUUCAACAGUAGUCGGAGCAACUCUGAUCCAGCUGAAGAAUCUCUAAAUAUGGUAAUUACCAUUCUAAAUCGAAUACGAAAAACCUACUCAAUAUCAACAACUAUCAGUAGGCACAAUUACGAUUUCGCUCUCGUGUCUCCGAAUUUCCAAUUCGGUGAUGAAGAUUCAGCUACACGUGUUGAAUCCGAGUUUCAUGCUUUACAAUAGAUGGCAUACGGGCGAUUAACAUUCUCAUCAUCAUGUCCAUCACGACGUCCGCUCCGGUAUGACAGAGAGAGGAUUUUCUGGAUUGGACUUGCUGCUGAUAUUGGCCUUGCCACCAGAAAAGCUUUACAGGUUUAGUAUGUGGAAGCACCGCCGUUAAUGCUGAUGCGGCUUAUUCUAUCUCCGAUGUGGUUCUGUGUGGUGUGUCAUUGCUGUCCUUUCAAGCUGCAAGGACUCCCAAAGACGAAGAGCAUCCAUAUGGUCACUCUUAAUUUGACAUGGUAAAUUUGAGACUCUUGGAGAUCUUGGAAUUUCUGGUGUGCUGUUGGCUACUGCUGGAGGCAUAGGGUGGCAUGCUUUUGAUGUUUUGCUUGGAUUGUGGCUGCAGCUUCUGAAAGUUGUUAAUCAGUCAAUGAACUCCUCUGCAUGUGCAUGAGCAACAUCACCAUGGAAUUGAUAUGGAUCACCUAUCCUUGCUUUGAGUGUGACAAUACUCUCUAUAGCUGUCAAAGAAGGUUGCGGGACAAGUCAAUCCUUCGCUGCUGCUUCUUCUUCCCCAUUUAUACAGCUGCCGUGCAAAACUCUAGAAUUAAUCCGGUCUGUUGAAUCUGAUGUGUGUUCGAUCUGUUGCGGGGAAGAGUUUGCAACAAAAUCAAUUGAAUAGACAGAGAAGCCCGUCCAGAGCCCUAUUCUGGCGCUUCGAAGUCUGUUGGAAUUUUCGAUUGGUGGAGUCUAAUAUGGAAAAUCAGUUACAGCUAGCCUUGACCAGUCCUACGACGCCGUUGUCGAGCUUGUUGGACUCGCAGAAGGAACUCCUCAAUAGCCAGAUACAUCAACUCCAAAACAUUGUUGUACAACAAUGUAACCUAACUGGCAUCAAUCCCCUCUCUCAAGAGAUGGCUGCUGGAGCUCUUUCAAUAAAAAUUGGCAAAAGGCCAAGGGAUCUCCUAAACCCCAAGGCAAUCAAGUAUAUGCAAUCUGUUUUCUCUGUCAAAGAUGCAAUCAGCAAGAAGGAAGCACAUGAAAUUAGUGCUCUUUUUGGUGUCACCGUCACACAGGUUCGGGACUUCUUUACAGCUCAGCGCACAAGAGUAAGAAAGUUCAUGAGGUUGUCUAUGGAGAAGCCUAUCAUAACCAAUAUAUCUAUUGAAGGGACUUGUCCGAUCCCAUUAAGUUCUGAUCCUAGUUCACAAACAGAUCCAGUUCCCCUAGACAGUGCGGUUCCAACCUGUACAGAGGAGGGGCCAUCUUAUUUGACACAAGAUGAGAUCCUAACUGCCAUAGAUGAGAGGGAUAGACAUUUUGUUGAUAAUAUCCUUACUUUAAUGUGUAAGGAAGAAACUUUUUCUCGGAGGGUUGAGCUGAUGGACUGGAUCUUGGAAGUACAAAACCCCUCUGUGCUAUAUUGGUUUUUAACUAAAGGGGGUGUAGUGAUCUUAUCUGCCUGGUUAAGUGAAGCAGCUGGAGAAGAGCAAACCAGCGUUCUUCAUCUCAUCCUGAAGGUACUCUGCCAUCUUCCUUUACACAAAGCAUUUCCUGGACAUAUGUCUGCUAUACUGCAGAAUGUUAACAGCCUGCGAUUCUAUCGGACUCCAGAUAUCUCAGACAGGGCAAGAGUUUUGCUUGAAAGAUGGAGCAACAUAUUUGCAAAGAGCCAGGCUAUGACGAAACAUAAUGGGGUUAAAUCUGCUAGUGAUAUGCAUGAUGAAAUGUUAUUGCAGGAGAGCAUUAGCGAAGUUGUGGGUGACGAAGUAUGGAACUCAAAAAUUGAGGACGUUGAAGAAGCUCAUGCAAACCUCUGUGGGACUUCAGAGAAUUCAAGGAGUUUGGAUUAUCCACAGCCAGUUAAAUUGCUUAUGGCAUCUUCAGAUGACUCUAACAAGAUGCUUAAAGGAGCUUCGGUGACUAAAUCUCGAGAGCGCAGAAAAGUUCAGCUAAUGGAACAACCAAGCCAAAGAACAAUGGCAAGGAGCCUAGGAAGACCAGCAGCACCUGCAACUCAAGGCCGCCCACUCUCAGCUGAUGAUAUCCAAAAAGCAAAAAUGCGUGAACAGUUUUUGAAGAGUAAAUAUGGGAAAACUAAUAAUGAUGACAGUUCUUGGGUGAAGCCUCAAGCUCCAAAUAAAAUUACCUCUUCGCCAAAUGGUAUCUUGCUUGGAGCUCCAAAAUUGCAAGAUCGGCCUAAAGUUGAGGAAUGUGCGAAGCUCAAUAGUGUUGCCUCUCAAGGGUCCAGUCAGCUUGAAAAUCAUCUCAAGUUGAGUCUUGACGUAGAGGAACCUCCAUGGAAAAGGUGCAAGAAAAUGCAGAUCCCAUGGCAGAAACCACCAGGGUUGCAGCUCCGAUAUGCAUCGAGGGUUUGUGCAGGGGGUGAGAGUAAAGAAGUCGACGUUCAGAAUAAGAGAGUCCGUCGAGAGACGGAAGCCAUUUACAGGACAGUCCAGGAAAUCCCAUUGAACCCCAAGGAACCUUGGGAUCCUGAAAUGGAGCCUGAUGACACAUUAACCACUGAAGUCCCGCUUGAGCAAUUACCAGAUGAGGAACGUGCUGAAACAGGUGUUUUGCCGCAGGAGGACAGAGAAACUGAAACUGCUGCAUUGGCUAGUACGUCAAAUUGCAUUGCAACUACAGCAAAACCUGAUUUAGAGUUGCUUGCUACACUGUCAAAUGGCAUUGCAACUACAGCAAAACCUGAUUUAGAGUUGCUUAAUAUACUGCUAAAACAUCCAGGGGUGGUUUAUGCUUUGACGUCUGGCCAAGGUGGAAACUUGCCCAGUGAGCAAAUUGUAAAGCUGCUUGAUUCGAUCAAAGCCAACGAGAGGAAUUCACUGAGCAUUCAAACAAAUUUAGCCAGAGGCGCUGAGAAGAAAGUUGAAGUUUCUCUUCCAUCCCUCACUCCUUCUAGUGAUCCUGGAACGAGUGGAUUGUCAAUGCAGAACUCUGUUAAAAAUCCUUUCUCACAGAGAAGUUCAAUGGUGGUUCCAGAAGGAAAUGAUGUGCCCCAACACGCGGCGUUGGUCCAUUCACAGGAAACUCAUCAAGUUAGCAGUUUGUUGCAUCAGCAGACGCCCCCUGUGCAACAAUUGGCCCAACAGUUGGCACUGCUUCAAGCAGCUGCAGCGUCUUAUGGUGUGUCCCAACACGCCGUGUUGGUCCAUUCACAGGAAAUUCAUCAGGCUAGCAGUUUGGUGCAUCAACAGACGCCCCUUGUGCCACAAUUGGCCCAACAGUCUGCACUGCUUCAGGAAGCUGCAGGGUCUUAUGGCGUGCCCCAACAUGCCCCGUUGGUCCAUUCACAGGAAAUUCAUCAAGCUAGCGGUUUUGUGCAUCAGCAGAUGCCCCUUGCACCACAAUUGUCCCAACACUCUGCACCGCUUCAGGAAGCUGCAGGGUCUUAUGGUGUGCCCCAGCGUGCCCCGAUGGACCAUUCACAGGAAAUUCAUCAAGCUAGCAGUUUGGUGCAUCAGCAGACGCCCCUUGUGCCACAAUUGACACUGCCUCAAGCAGCUGCAGGGUCUUAUGGUGUGCACCAACACGGCCCGUUGGUCCAUUCACAGGAAAUUCAUCAAGCUAGCAGUUUUGUGCAUCGGCAGAUGCCCCUUGCGCCACAAUUAGCUCAACAGUCUGCACUGCUUCAGGAAGCUGCAGGGUCUUAUGGAAAUGAUCAUCGACCAUCUCUGCUAAAUCCUAGUAUAAACCAGACGGUCCUUGCAAAUCCUAUGCAUUCACAAUCAUCCGCAGAACCAGCAGUAAAUAGAAAUAAUUACUUUUUCUCUGGAUCAACGGAAUACAAUCAACAGAGUGCCACUGCAGCAGCAAGAAUCCAAGGUGUAACAUAUGGUAAUAUUCGAUCUUCGCAAAUGCCUAUAGCUAAUGUACAACAAAGAACUAUUACCCUACAUGCACCUCAGAUGCCACUAGAAAGGCCACAACUACAAACACAGAGGCAACCUGGAUAUGCACCUGAACAUAUAUGGGGGACUAUACCGGGAUCUGCUUUAAGUCGGGGUCAUCAAGAAAAUGCCAUUCCUAAUCUUUACAAUCCACAUGUUGCCGAGCAUGUAGAACCAGGAUUACAACAGGCUGCGUGGAGAGGAAACAACAACUAUGCCGAGGGAGCUGGGUUUGAAUCUUGGAGGCCUGAUAAUAGACCUGUUAGACGUCAGGAACAGGUAGCAAGAUGGAACUAUGCAGAACCCCAGAUGAAUAUGAGAGACCGCUACAGACCUGAUUGGUCUGCAUCGCAUAAUCCUGGGCAUUAUUUGGGUUAUCACUGUCGUGCUGAUGGUGUGAAUGAGAGGCAGGGUGACGGACCUCAUUGGUCUACAUCGCGUAAUCCUGAGCAUUAUUCUGGUUAUCGUGGUCGUGCUGAUGGUGUGAAUGAGAGGCGGGGUGACAGGAGAAGGAGAAGCUAACAUCAAACGCCAGGCCAUUUGAUUCUUUUGACUAGAGAGAUGUUAGUGUUUUCAUCAGAGUGGAACGUUCUCAGAGGGGGUUGCAUUUUGCACAUGAAAUGGUUGUGAACUUGUAUUGUCAGUUUGUCACAUUACUUUAUUUUGUUCCUGAAUUGAUACCUGUCAACAUCAAAUUAGAUAAUGGGAGCUUGGGAUCAUGCCAAGAAUCUUUUAGAAAGAAAAAAAAAUUAUCCUAGUCAAGGGCAUACUAUGUCUUGAUUGAGUCCCUACUUGAAAUGCUGUGUAUCUUUCAUUAGAAAUGAGGUGUCGUUUGGUUGGGAAUAAGUUAUUUUGAGAUCCAUUAUCUCGGGAUAAGUUAUUUUGGGAUAAAUUAUUUUACUACGUAUAUGUGAUAACUUAUUUCAUUACUAAAGUAUAAAUUCCUAGGACUGUCCAA
Solanum pennellii is the source of this 5204-nucleotide messenger RNA. RefSeq names its product homeobox protein LUMINIDEPENDENS-like. The transcript has 18 exons. Gene Ontology annotation, molecular function: DNA binding. Gene Ontology annotation, biological process: vegetative to reproductive phase transition of meristem. Gene Ontology annotation, cellular component: nucleus. The record is from RefSeq and is a predicted model, not a curated record. NCBI's taxonomy places the organism in Eukaryota, Viridiplantae, Streptophyta, Magnoliopsida, Solanales, Solanaceae. The coding region runs from base 968 to 4768 and encodes 1266 amino acids.